UAAAGCAAUUUAGGUCACAAGGUGAGAGGUAGUGAGCAGCAAUGGCCACCAGUACUCCUUUGAAGCUGUUUUACAUUUCUUUCAUCAUCAUCUCCAUCUUCACACCCCAAGUCCUUUCUUCUCAACAAGGAUGUGGCGCGGAAUCUGGUGACUGCAUCGACAAAUCGGCCGCUUUGCCACUCAAAAUCAUAGCCAUCGUCGCUAUACUAGUCACUAGCUUAAUAGGUGUGUGCUUACCACUUUUAACACGUUCAAUCUCAGCUUUAAGUCCUGAUCGGAACCCUUUUGUGAUCGUGAAGGCUUUUGCAGCCGGAAUCAUACUAGGGACCGGAUUCAUGCACGUGUUGCCGGACUCAUUUGACAUGUUAUGGUCAAGCUGUUUGCCGGAAAAACCAUGGCACAAGUUUCCUUUUACAGGUUUUGUUGCUAUGUUGUCUGCCAUAGUGACUCUAAUGGUGGAUUCAAUGGCCACUAGUAUAUAUGGUAAGAAAAAUAAUAGUCAUGCUGCAGAGAUUACACCGGAGAGUACUGAUGUUGUCAAGAGAGAUGAUGAUGAAGAGAUAGCUACCAUGAGUACUGCUCAUGGACACCAUCAUGGGGUUAUAAAGGAAAUUGGAAGUGGAGGCUCACAACUACUGCGUUACCGUGUUGUUGCCAUGGUACUAGAAUUGGGAAUUGUUGUUCAUUCAGUGGUGAUAGGGCUUUCACUGGGGGCCUCAAACAACACUUGCACCAUAAAACCACUAGUGGCUGCUCUCUGCUUCCAUCAAUUGUUUGAAGGAAUGGGCCUUGGUGGUUGCAUCCUCCAGGCUGAGUAUAAGUUGUUGAAGAAGGCAGUGAUGGUUUUCUUCUUCUCUGUAACAACUCCAUUUGGGAUUGCACUUGGGAUAGCAUUGUCCAACACAUACAGAGAAAAUAGCCCUAGCUCUUUGAUCGCAGUUGGACUCCUAAAUGCAUCAUCGGCUGGGCUUUUGAUCUACAUGGCUUUGGUGGAUCUUCUUUCCGCUGAUUUCAUGGGUCCCAAGUUGCAAGGCAGCAUCACCCUCCAAAUUAAAUCCUACAUUGCAGUUCUUUUAGGUGCUGGUGGGAUGUCUCUCAUGGCCAAAUGGGCUUAAUUGACAUCACCGUUAAUUAGUCCUUGAUAUUGGCAUGUAUUUAUGAUGGAUUGUGCAAAAAAAAAAAAAAACAUAAUAAAUGUAUUUAUUUAUACAUGUAUGAUCCAAAUGAUGUUUUAAGAGUAUUACUUUGACAUUUCAACAGUAAAAUAAAUUUUCAUUCCCAUGAUCGAUCAGUACGUUGAUGAUGGAUGGAUGAUUGCUUCUUGCUUUUCAAUUUUCAAA
Cornus florida is the source of this 1340-nucleotide messenger RNA. RefSeq names its product fe(2+) transport protein 1-like. Lineage: Eukaryota; Viridiplantae; Streptophyta; Magnoliopsida; Cornales; Cornaceae. The record is from RefSeq and is a predicted model, not a curated record. Gene Ontology annotation, molecular function: zinc ion transmembrane transporter activity. The transcript has 3 exons. Gene Ontology annotation, biological process: zinc ion transmembrane transport. The coding region runs from base 42 to 1115 and encodes 357 amino acids. Gene Ontology annotation, cellular component: plasma membrane.